AUGUCUCAAGCUAAUAAAGGCAAAGGCAAGCAAAGGGACCCCCCUCCGACCCUGUUUCUUCAUCCGUCCCCCGCUGCCUCUCAUGUCUCCCUCCCCGGAAUCCUGGCACCUCCCGGUGGCCUAGGCUCGACGAGCACCUCAGCUGCCGGCAUGACUUCCUCGGGGGCACCUCCUCUGUCCCGCACUAGCUCCCUGCUGCGCCAAGAUGUAGGCGCGCCACCCUCAAGUCAGCCCGAGGCCCGGAGGCCCGGUGCCAACUUCUUGCGGCCCUCGGGGCUGGGCAACCUCGGGGCGGCCUUCUCCAUGCCGCAUCCGCUGCGCCAGGAGUCGACGCGCACUACCGAUAGGACGGACGCGCUGUGGGCCGAGAUGCAAGCGACGCUGGAGGAGGUCGAGCUGUCCGCGUCGGGCGGAACCAGGGUCUUCGGACCCGAUCACGACCACAAGCUCGCGGAGCUGAGACAGGCGCAGAUCGCGCUGGCUCAGGCCUGGGCGCGAAGCGAGGCUGAUGAGGCCAUCGAGACCAACUUGUCUGCGGCCGAGGCAGAGGCCAGGAAACUCAAGUCCACAGUGUCCGGAGGCAAAGACACGGCCGGUGGGGAUACCGGCGCAGGAAGGACCGAGGGAGGCAGCACGGCUGGCGGUAGUGCUCGUCCCGGGAGCAGCGUGGCCGGUCACGAUGCUGACAAGCUCGGUGCGAAGAUGGGAGAGGAAACGGAGGUGGACAUUCUGCUAGCAAGAAAGCGGAGAGAAGCCAACGACCGUUAUUUCUCGCGGGUGAAUCAGGGCGUGUUGGACGUUGUGGCCAAACUCGAGGAGGUUGCCGUUGCCAUGAGAGCCGUUGAGCAGGAGAGCAAAGACAUAUGGGGAGACAACGAGAGCGUGCCGAGCAGUGUGAAGACAUAA
This is a messenger RNA of Thyridium curvatum, 906 nucleotides long. RefSeq lists its product as uncharacterized. Bases 1 to 906 code for a protein of 301 amino acids. The record is from RefSeq and is a predicted model, not a curated record. The transcript has a single exon. NCBI's taxonomy places the organism in Eukaryota, Fungi, Ascomycota, Sordariomycetes, Thyridiales, Thyridiaceae.